Molecule: messenger RNA, 1376 nt
Organism: Erigeron canadensis
Lineage: Eukaryota; Viridiplantae; Streptophyta; Magnoliopsida; Asterales; Asteraceae
Product: putative methylesterase 11, chloroplastic
Exons: 5
Coding region: 1-1152 (383 amino acids)
Molecular function (GO): methyl indole-3-acetate esterase activity; methyl jasmonate esterase activity
Source: RefSeq, a predicted model, not a curated record
AUGGGAAUAUGUUUAUCAACAAAAUUACCACAAACAAAAACCAACUCAAGACGUGUAACAAAUAAUAAUAAUAAUAAUAAUGUGUCAAGUACAACAUGGUCACGUAUUAGAUCAUUAUCUUAUAAUUCUAGUAAGAAUAAUAAUAAUAAUAAGAAUGGUGAAAAUGAUAUAAUUCAUGAACAUGCUAUGGCUGCUGCUGCUUUAUUGUUACAACAACAACAACAACAAAAUGGUGGCGUGUUUGAUCGUUCAAGUUCAUUACGACAUGUUCCAAAUUCUAAAAAAAAUAUGUUUCCUAGAAGUUCAAGUACUCGAGCUAGAUCGGCUAAUGAUCCUUUGGUUCCUCCUCAACAGCUUCUUGUUCAGGAUGUAAAUCUUGACGAAUUGGAGACGAAACAUAUAGUUCUAGUUCAUGGAGGCGGGUUUGGAGCCUGGUGUUGGUACAAAACAAUUGCGCUUUUAGAAGAAUGUAAAUUCAAAGUUACCGCGAUUGAUUUAACUGGUUCUGGAAUUGAUCUGUUUGACACCUAUAGCAUUGCAAGUCUUUCACAAUAUGUGACACCACUCACAGAUUUCAUGGAAAAGCUUGUAGAUGGGGAAAAGGUGAUUUUGGUAGGUCAUGACUUUGGUGGUGCUUGCAUAUCGUAUGCAAUGGAGCUAUUUCCUUCUAAAAUAGCGAAAGCUAUCUUUAUUGCAGCAUCUAUGUUGAAAAGUGGACAAAGUACCCUCGAGAUGUUCUCCCAAAAGGAAAAUACAAACGAUCUCAUGCGACAAGCUCAAAAGUUCCUCUACACAAAUGGGAACAAUUUGCCUCCCACUGCAAUAGAUCUUGACAAAAUGCUCUUGAAGGACCUUUUGUUCAAUCACAGUCCUGCAAAGGAUGUAGCAUUAGCUUCCGUCUCAAUGAGACCAAUUCCAUUUCCACCUGUUUUAGAAAAGCUCUCUCUUUCCGAGUCAAACUAUGGAUCAGUCAGACGGUUCUACAUUGAAACACCAGAAGACAAUGCCAUUCCCAUCACACUACAAGAGCGCAUGAUAAACGAAAGCCCACCAGAAAAAGUUUUCCGUCUCAAAGGAUCAGAUCACUCCCCAUUUUUCUCAAAACCUCAGGCCCUACAUAAGUUACUAGUCGAAGUUGCAAAAAUCACAUAAACUACAUGUAGUUUUCGGCCUCAAAGUCACCAUUCCUUCCUGUAUAGCUAGUUACCACUUAAUCACAUGAUCCAAGCAAAACCGAUGCAGAAUCGUGUCAAGCAACUUGCACAGACGUUUAUAGGUUCAUAGGUAGUAUUAUGUUGAACAGUUACAUAGACACAUGUAUGUGCUUUUUCAUUCACAUUUAUUUCAUAAAGUUAAAAUAAAUUUCGAUUGUUGAA